Molecule: messenger RNA, 1303 nt
Organism: Drosophila takahashii
Lineage: Eukaryota; Metazoa; Arthropoda; Insecta; Diptera; Drosophilidae
Gene: CAH3
Product: Carbonic anhydrase 3
Molecular function (GO): carbonate dehydratase activity; zinc ion binding
Source: RefSeq, a predicted model, not a curated record
AUUAAUAACCAAGAGAAGGCGACCGAGCGACAGCAAUGCCCGUACAAUCCCCCAUCGAGAUCAGCAACCGUGCCAUCGAGCACAUCGACGAUGUCGAUCCGCUGGAGUACCACGGCCACUGGGAGCCGGUGGGCGUGGCGCGGGUGCAGAACACCGGCACCUCGGCCAUGGUCACGUUCAGCAAGCGCAAGCAGCAGCCGUACAUUAUCGGCGGUGCCUUGGACACGGACAUGUAUGUGUUCGAGCAGCUGCACUUCCACUGGUCGGACUGCGAUGAAUCCGGCUGCGAGCACACGCUGGAGGGCAUGAAGUACUCGAUGGAGGCGCAUGCCGUUCACUACAAUGCCAAGUACAAGGACUUCGCGGAGGCCAAGAACAAACCGGACGGCCUGGCCGUCGUCGCCUUCUUCAUUCAGGCCUGCGGCGAGAAGGACUGUCCGGAGUUCAAGAAGAUCACCGAGGGCAUCCGCAUCGUUCAGAAGAUCCACACGAGUGCGUCGCUGGAUUCCGAUUGCCUAUCGUGGAUUGGUCUGCAGGAGCUGAGCAAACAUUAUUACACGUACAAGGGUUCGCUGACCACGGCGCCGUACUUCGAGAGUGUCACCUGGAUCAUCUACCGCACCCCCAUUUACGUGUCGCGCGGUCAGGUUCAGGUGUUUCGCAAUUUGCAAUCGUGUCCCAAAGAUGAGUCCAAAAAGAUAGUCAACAAUUAUCGCGAGAUCCAGCGGCCGCACAAGGACCCGGAGAUCUUCUUCGCCCGCAACACCAAUCCGAAUCCAAAGUCCAAGUUAUGAUGUGCUUGCCAUGCGAUAAAAUCUACGAUCUAACCAGCUGCACUCCCAACUUUCCCCCCCUUCCCAUCCAAUCAAUCGCCUGUGAAAAGUGAAUCCUAACUAAACUAUUUCUAUAUGUACGCCUAUAUCUUUGUCUAUGGUUGUCUGUAAGCUGCUUUUGUUAUUUGCCUCAUGUACAUAGCGUUAUAUACCUAACAAACAUACAUAUACAUAUAUAUAAUAUACUAUAUAUACGGAGUAAUUACGAUACGGUUACGUGUAUGGAAUCAUUUUAGUCGGAACACGCGGUUGCCUUGCAUUGAAUAUUUCAGAGAAAUAUCGGGCACAACUACUUAAGACAUCUAAAAGAGACGUAAUCCUAACGUUUAAGUUAAUUAGUUAAACAGUGAAAGCGAGAAAUCGAGAAAAGCAAAAGCAAACCAACACACACACAUUUUGUAUGUCCCAACUGAAUUUAUUAAAUAUCUAAUUAAACAUGUAAAAAGGUGUAUACUGUAUCAAAAAACAUA